Messenger RNA from Seminavis robusta, 1342 nucleotides. The record is from the annotation of a GenBank genome assembly. Lineage: Eukaryota; Bacillariophyta; Bacillariophyceae; Naviculales; Naviculaceae.
GGGGGGGGGGGGAUCUGGGGAUGGUUCUCAACCGGAUCUUUCGCAGAUGUUGUGAUGGAUGGAUCUUUCGAAGGUUCGGUCAUUUAUUGAAGUGGCAUUGGAAUGACCGUCUGAAGAUUUGAUCUUGCGCGACCUUUAUUCAGCCAACAAACACAGGGGAAUAAAACCACUCUCCCAACCCACAACCAUCCACCAAAAGAUACCCACAACUCCUGUUGCCUUCCAACAACAUCAGAUAACCAAUCAAACUAACAAACAACAAUGGACUGCUCUUUGGAAGACCAUGGUAUUCAAACAGUGGUUCACUCCAAGAGUGGGAGUAUGUGUCAAAUCCACGAAUUCGGUGCCACCAUUUUGUGUUAUCAUCCCAACCCCGACAAGUACAGCGAAGUCCUCUUUGUGAGUCGCGAUGCCGUCUUGAACGGAACCAAAGCCAUUCGAGGAGGAAUUCCCUUGGUCUUUCCCAUUUUUGGUCCUCCUGCCGAUAAAGAAAAUGAUGAUAUGCCCCAACACGGAUUUGCCCGCCGCAAUUUUUGGAAAAUGGACAAGUCGAGUCUCUCGGAUACAGAGACGGAAGCCGCCAUGGACUUUACUUUGACGGUGGCGGCGGACAAUGACAAAAUUGACGGUCGAGGGACCAAGGGUUUGUGGGCACCCUCGGCCACCACGUCUCCGGCGUGUGAAUUGCGGUAUCGCAUUGUGGUAAAGGAUGAAUCUUUGACGACCACCUUGACCAUGACCAAUACCGGUACCAUUGCCUUUCCCGUGCAGGCACUCUUUCAUACGUACUAUGAAGUCCACGGCAAGGCUGCCUUGGAUACUAGCAAAUGCUCCGUCACCGGGUUGCAAGGAUACGAUAUGGUCGAUAAGGUCGAUCCCGAUAAUUCCAAGUCUCCCGAUUCCACGGAAGCCAUUACCAUUCUCAAAGAAACCGAUCGGGUCUAUUCCCCACCCGAUGGGAAAAAUGAAGUCAAUGUGACACUCCAACUCGAUCGACCCACCCACACGCCCAUUAUGUGCACGGCAAAAGGAUCUGUCGAUGGCACGGUCGUGCCCGUCUCGUGUGUCGUUUGGAAUCCACACGAAGAAAAGGCAAAGGCCAUGUCCGAUUUUGGAGACGAUCAACAUCACGAAAUGAUCUGUGUCGAACCGGGAAUUCUCGGAAAACCCAUUUUGGAACCUGGAAAACAAGCCGUGUUGGAACAAGUCAUUGCCGUGUCGACGACAUCCUAACCAAGUACUAAACCAGCAAGCAGAUCGGACAAAACCAAAUAUGGCAACAAUCUAUACGUUUCAUUCCGUACGCAAUUUUAAAAUGUAAAAAGUACAAAAUGCGUUGGCU